Molecule: messenger RNA, 2057 nt
Organism: Achroia grisella
Lineage: Eukaryota; Metazoa; Arthropoda; Insecta; Lepidoptera; Pyralidae
Product: limbic system-associated membrane protein-like
Exons: 10
Coding region: 402-1559 (385 amino acids)
Cellular component (GO): neuron projection
Source: RefSeq, a predicted model, not a curated record
GGUACAGUCGUGUGCCAACGACGCCGUUAUUAAAAUCGCGAAAUAUCCGGACUAUAAAUAUUAACAUUCAUUGCGAUUCAAACCAAAAUCAUUAUAUGGGAUAUAUCCCUAUGCGUGCCUGCAAUGAAAUAUUUAAGUUUAAAAACAAAUUGCGAAAAGUCUACAUUGUUUAGAAACGUGAUGACAAAGUUAAUUAUUUUGCUGGAUUAAAUAAAGAAAAAUGAAAUAUAUUUACUCAUGAAUAGUAAAUAAAUAGUAAACAAAAUACAAUUUCAAGUAACAGUGACGUAGACCGAGAAAUAAAACAUGUACAGUGAAGUUAAUGAUCAGAGGAAACGACUUUAUUUGAAUGAACAUGUACUGUUUUGGGUGAUGUAGGGUGAAUUGUUCAUGAGGACGGUAUGGGGGUCGAGAGAACUUGUUUCUGGUCUAUGCUGCAAGCGUUGGUGCUCCUACCCACGUUUGCUGUCAAAGAUUCACAAAUCACAAUGAGAAUAUAUCCGGAAGAUCCAGAGUUUCAGCGUCCCAUAGGAAACCACACUUUUUCCUUAGGCAAAGAGGCAGUGCUGGGCUGCGCUGUCUCCAACCUUGGCAAGCAUAAAGUGGGGUGGCUAAGAGCCGAAGAUCAAACGGUUUUAACAAUGCACGACAGAACAGUACUCGGCGCCCGGUACUCUGUGAAUUUGGAUGCUCCUAUGACUUGGCAGCUGAAGAUCAGACCAUUGAGGGCAGAAGAUCGAGGCUGCUACAUGUGCCAGAUUAAUACUCAGCCCAACAUGAUGUGGCAGAUUGGUUGCAUAGAUGUCAAUGUGCCUCCAGACAUUGUCAGCGAUGAUACCUCCUCCGAUGUAUCGGUUCAAGAGUUGGAGAAUGCAACACUGACCUGUAAAGCUACAGGGCAUCCCCUACCAAAUGUCACUUGGAGGAGGGAAGAUCACGAACCUAUAUUAUUAAAGAAGCCACUCUCGAGAGACUUUGACAAAGUCGAGAUUUACGUGGGUAGCUCACUUCCAUUGUGGCGUGUGGACCGACGGCAAAUGGGCGCCUUCUUAUGCAUAGCGUCGAAUGAGGUACCACCGGCGGUUAGCAGGCGGAUUAUACUUCUAGUAAACUUCGCUCCUACAGUGAAAGUGCCAAACCAGUUACUAGGAGCGCCUUUGGGCACUGACGUCAAGUUAAAAUGCUACGUCGAGGCGUACCCUAACACAAUUAACUACUGGAUCAAGAACAGAGGGGAGAUGUUACUAGAUGGACCUAAAUAUAUAAUAAGAGAAGAGAAGUCAUCAUACAAGGUGUCAAUGUGGCUCACCAUUAGACAGUUUUCCAAAAACGACAUCGGUACAUACAAUUGUGUCAGUACCAACUCUCUGGGGAAGAGUGAGGGUACUCUUAGACUUUAUGAAAUAAAACUGAACUCUUACACAGAGGAUUUCAGCAAUCAAAUCAGUGUCGCCGGAGGUCUUACCGAAGCGGCAAAGGGAAAUACUUGUAAGAAAGUACAUUUGGAAUGGACGUUGUUAACGAUAUUCUGUUAUAUAAAUCUAUAUAUGUUGACAUAGUUAUUGUAUUGUAAAUAAAGCGUAAUAAUUUACAUAUAUAUUAUAUAAAUGGAAUAUUUACGAAAAACAUUACUAAUGAGGCCAACACAUCUGUAAGGAUCUAUCGAUACAUCUAUACAUACAUUAUAUCACAUGUUAAGAGGGACAAUUGUAUAAUAAUGUUUUUUUAAGGGACGAUAAUGGAAUGGUGUAAUCGCCUGCACUAAUGUUAUAUGCUGGCGGGGCACCAGUGGAGGAUGAUAAGAGUAUGUAGUAGUAUGAGGUCAGGUCAAUUAGCCCAUCGUGGUAAAUUCACCAGAAAUUUAACAUAAUGGUUUCCAAGAGGAACCGCUUGGAAGUCAACCUGACAAGGUACAUUGCUAGCAAUAGAGUUAUUAAUUCAAAUUACUAACUAUCCUCUUCUCCACUAAUAAGAGAUUGAAGGCUUAAAAAUUUUAUGUAAAAAAAUAAUGGAACCUAGGGUCCACUGGGAGGAGCAGCAGUGAUAGAGGGACGCGA